Phaethon lepturus (White-tailed tropicbird) is the source of this 1517-nucleotide messenger RNA. Its product is annotated as poly(rC)-binding protein 3-like. The coding region runs from base 63 to 1157 and encodes 364 amino acids. Gene Ontology annotation, molecular function: mRNA binding. Lineage: Eukaryota; Metazoa; Chordata; Aves; Phaethontiformes; Phaethontidae. The transcript is spliced from 12 exons. Gene Ontology annotation, cellular component: cytoplasm; nucleus. The record is from RefSeq and is a predicted model, not a curated record. Gene Ontology annotation, biological process: negative regulation of mRNA splicing, via spliceosome.
GAGAAAAAGAAAAAAGAAAGAAAAACGAAGCUGCUUUCAAGUAUUGAAGAAUCAAGGCCAGGAUGAACACGAAGGACACAAAAGUGACUGAAGGAGGUCUCAAUGUCACUCUUACCAUACGCCUUCUCAUGCAUGGCAAGGAGGUUGGAAGCAUUAUCGGAAAGAAAGGUGAGACAGUUAAGAAGAUGAGGGAGGAGAGUGGUGCGCGAAUCAAUAUUUCAGAAGGCUCCUGUCCAGAGAGAAUUGUGACAAUAACAGGCCCAACAGAUGCAAUUUUUAAAGCUUUUUCUAUGAUUGCACUAAAAUUUGAAGAGGACAUAAAUGCUUCAAUGACAAACAGCACGGUGACAAGCAAACCACCCGUAACACUGCGGCUCGUCGUCCCGGCAAGUCAGUGUGGAUCCCUUAUAGGAAAAGGAGGUUCCAAAAUCAAAGAAAUCAGGGAGUCCACAGGAGCCCAGGUGCAGGUAGCGGGGGACAUGCUGCCAAACUCGACGGAACGCGCAGUGACUAUAUCGGGCACUCCCGACGCCAUUAUCCAGUGCGUGAAACAAAUAUGCGUGGUUAUGCUGGAGUCCCCACCCAAAGGUGCCACCAUCCCCUACCGUCCCAAACCUGCCUCUGCACCUAUCAUUUUUGCAGGUGGCCAGGUAAGAGCAGACACCAUUUUGGCUUCAGCUGGAAACCACACCGUCUUGGCCCAACCUCAGCCAGCGCCUGCGUUCACGAUUCAGGGGCAGUAUGCCAUCCCUCAUCCAGACUUGACCAAGCUUCACCAGUUGGCUAUGCAGCAUCCCCCCUUUACUCCCCUUGGGCAGACCACCCCUGGUUUCCCUGGACUGGAUGCCACUACUCCAACCAGUUCCCAUGAACUUACUAUUCCCAAUGAUUUAAUAGGCUGCAUUAUUGGCAGACAAGGCAGUAAGAUAAAUGAAAUCAGGCAGAUGUCAGGAGCGCAGAUCAAGAUUGCUAAUGCCACAGAAGGCUCCGCAGAACGACAAGUUACAAUCACGGGAUCCCCUGCAAACAUCAGCUUAGCACAGUACCUCAUUAAUGCAAGGGAUUCCCCACACAACGAGACGAGAAUAGACCCCUUCAUUUUUAGUUGCACAAACACCAUAUGGCAUGCAUCUGGAUCUCAGAAGAUAACAAAUUAAGAUCUUCAAGACAGCUAAAGCAUGCAAAUAAAAUAAUGUACUUAUUAACGGAGUUGCAGUGAGCUGCUCACCAGAGGCAGAAACUCUAGUGAACAAACCUCUGUGACUCACUUUAGAAAAGCCUGUGAACUCUCACACUUCUGUUUAUUACUGUUUAAUGAUUCUUUCGAUGGAAUGGGAUAUAUAUGAGGUCUUUUAACAUACUUUUGCAAAGAAGAAAACUUCUCAGCAGUCAUAUACCAUGGAUACUCUAUCUAUACCCUGUGAAACCAGAAACAAGAUGCUUUCUUCCUGUUAAAUUUCUAGAUAGAAGUCAUUUGUUACCAUCAUCUACAAUAAACCAUCAUAUAUUAUUAUGUA